Equus caballus (horse) is the source of this 2463-nucleotide messenger RNA. The record is from RefSeq and is a predicted model, not a curated record. NCBI's taxonomy places the organism in Eukaryota, Metazoa, Chordata, Mammalia, Perissodactyla, Equidae.
CCCCCCCCCCCGGUGCAGCUUUCCCCGGAGGCUGAGGCUGCUGCCAGCGGGGACAUCUGCUUUCUUACACUCCAGCCUGGCUCACCCCGCCCCCUCAGCCCGGGUUGCGUGGUUAUUUUACCAACACGGGGGGAGGGAGAGCUUGAGGAGGUAGGAAAGAGGUGGAUAGAAGCUCAAGAGAUGUUCUUCCUACUCCCCCACGUCCCCUCCUUUUUUCUUCACAUCUUUUAACCUUCAAGGUAAAGACUUGAUAAAUAUAAAACGAAAAGCGCGUCCGCUGGCUCCUAGGCCCGCCUUCCGCGCUCGCGGGGCUCUCGGGUGCAGGGCCUUGCCCUUCCCUCCGUCCUCCCCGGACUGGGCCGGGCCUCGGCGGGUCUGCCGGGCGCAGGGGCCGGCCGGGUGCGCUCAGCCUGUGGCGCCUUCUCUCCCGGGCUGCUGCCUCGACAGCUGCUUGUAGCUACAGUAAUUAGACUGUCAGUGCUUGUUAGAGGAGAGAGGGGAAAACACGCUUCUGACAGCAGAUUCCGAGACUCCCCAGUUUGUUAAUUUCUAAGAGAUCUUUAGAGCAUUAAUUGAGGUCUCCCCAACUCUCCCCUCCCGUCCCUCUCCCCAACUCCUCCCUUCCCAAAAAUAUCUUAAGGAGAAGAGAAUUCUCUCCGCGUGGAAGCAGUGUUUCCCGCAAAACUGCAAGCCCGCCCCCGACUCCCGCACAUACACUCUAUUUUACGUGUACACAUUUAUGCGCCCAUGUAUACGCGUAAGGUUAACUCGGCGGAGGCCUCGUCCAAAUAGGAACCGGGAUUGCAUUUAAAAUAAUAAUAAUAAAUAAAUAAACUAAGAAGGAAAGGGGGGGAGGGAAGCAGAAGUCGGGAAGAAAAGAGAAAAGCAGCAGGCUGAUUACGAGGUGUCAAAACUGCCAGGAGCAAGAAGGUGAUAGCAAUCAGGGGUGAGAAGAGUGCGGCAUUCGUGCGGGGCAACUAAUUAUCCGUCUCAUUUGAGAAGAGCAGCAUUUGAGGCAGCAGCGUUCGCCUGCUGAACGGUGACAGAUUGGCGCGGAGGAGAGGGGAGGUGUUAAAACAAUGGAGCCGGGCGCGCGAGCGCUGCUGCAUGCUAAUCAGCCCUCCCUCCGCCUGCCUGCCGCGCUCCCUCCUUCCUCGCGGCCUCCCUCCUCCGCGCUCCCUCCUCCCGCCUGCGGCGCUCCCUCCUUUCCAGCGGGCCCGCCGCCGCCACCCGCUUCCUCCUCCCUCGCUUUCCCGCGCGUCCUUCCCGCCGCUGGCGAGUGGAACCCAGCCACCGCCACCGCGACCACCGCGUCCCCUGCGGGCACCCUCCGGUGGCCCGGGCCGCACGCGCGCCGCCGGCGAGCGCUCCCCGCGCGGGGGUGCCGAGGGCCCGCGGGCCGCGCCCCGUCCAGGGAAGAGGCCCGGCAGCCUGCCUUCAAGCGCCCGCUGCUCUCUGCUGCUGCACUGCACGCGCUGGGCAGCGAGUGGGAAGCCAAGCGAAUUCGGGAAGGGCGAGCGACAGCCAGGGGUGGCAAGAGAGUUGGGGCCAGAAGGCAAAGAAGGCCCCUGGACGGACGGCAGGUCCCCGACCCGGACCCAGCGCCGCUGCUACCGCCCCAGGCCGCCCGGGAGCAGCCGCCAGCCAAGUCCCCCUCCCUGGUUGAGCCCUGCAGACCCCAGCACCCUCCGCGCCCCAAUCAGGCCAGAAGGAUACCUACCCGAUUAAUAAGCACAGAGAGGAAAGAUAAAUAAAGGGCCUUUGCAUUAGUUGUGCUUCCAAGGCCUGACCUCCUGACCCCAAGUCUAGACUAAGGGACUUCUGGUCCCCCAGAGAAACACCAUUAAACCAUCGCGGUGAGAGAGCGCCUUUGAGAAACCGGCCACCCCACCCUCUGCCGCGGAGACUUGGAGGCCAGAGGGGGCCGGGGCCUAUCUGGCAGCACCCCGCCUGGCUGCUCCGCACGGUGUUCUGGCCUCCACAGAAAAUCCACCGGAACCCGAGUGUCUGCCGAGAAAGGUCUCCUGUACCUGUUGAGGAAGGCCCGGGACCUGAGAUUUUGGAUACAAUUUCCUCCUCCUUUUGAGGUUAAAGGGAUCACAGCUACAGAGAACUGGUAGGCAUUUGGACUGAAUGAGGAUGCAAUUCCUUCUACCGCGUUCCCUGCUAUUUAGCUAACCAGGUGUCUAAAUCAACAUCAUAAAACUUCCUUCUCCAAGCCAUAGGUGGCAAAGGAAAUGGCUGAAAGAUAAUCCAUGCAGUCUGAUUUUUUUCCUGCCAACCUUUACUAUUGCAGAACUUUACACACACAAUUGUUCAUUUAAAUCAACGUAAAACGUGAACGUUUGAUAAAGCUGUCGUAUAUACACGAGUUUUUCAUUUAUAUUAUUCUCUCUACUCUUCUUUGUUUGUAAUGUUUCAUGAUAAAAGUACAACACAAAAAAUAAAAUACAAAUGAGUAAA